Molecule: messenger RNA, 3509 nt
Organism: Mastomys coucha (southern multimammate mouse)
Lineage: Eukaryota; Metazoa; Chordata; Mammalia; Rodentia; Muridae
Gene: Ccr9
Product: C-C motif chemokine receptor 9
Exons: 4
Coding region: 1139-2248 (369 amino acids)
Biological process (GO): chemotaxis; immune response; G protein-coupled receptor signaling pathway
Cellular component (GO): membrane
Molecular function (GO): C-C chemokine receptor activity
Source: RefSeq, a predicted model, not a curated record
CUGGCUAAUUUCUGCAGGUACAUUGGCUUUGAGAUACGGAAGUCCCACCUUUUCUUGCCAGGCUAACCUGGGGCAGUGCCUGCCGUUGCCAAUGGCAACAGAGAAAUUUGCCGGGUUGGGGGGCACCUGAGGUGCCAGCGUGUUUGCCUACAAUCAGGACGGAAGUUGGGCUUUGGCACCAGGAUCCAGAGCAUGAUUCCAGACCUCGGCCGCCUCUGAGAAUAACAGACUGCGUGAAUUAGACUAACGAGCUAGUGUUGGCAAUGAUGCACGCCCUUCCUCCAUCUGCAUUAUUUUAUAACGCUUGGCAGAAGAGACUAACUUUACCUUCUUAAAAAAAAAUGUGCAAAAACAGAGGUCUAUAUAGAGCAGUUAAUUAGAGAGACAAACGCUAGAUUCGUCAGGAGACGGUUGUGGAAUAACGUCCUGAUCUUCCUGGCGGGUUUUCACUUAUGAAGUCUUGAGUCAUUAGAAUCUUCAAGUUUAACCGUUGUUCCAAAGUGAUAACUACCUCUAUUUAAAUCACUGUCCUCGGUCCGCCUUGGUUGGCCUUGCCUUUAACACCAGCACUUGUAAAGCAGGGGUAGAAGGAUCUCUGUGAGUUCAAGGCCAUCCAGGGCUACAUAAUGAAACCCUGUCUUAAAAAAGACUCUGUCCUAUGAAAGACAAGUAUAGGAAGAGGUUAUCACAAAUAUUGGUGAGCAUACAACCACUCCAUAGAGCCCAGUGCCAUAUCUUAUGAGGAGGCACUGAGUAAAUCAACAUCAUGCAGAGGUGCCAGCCUUCUGAGCCUGGGAGACUUAAAGCAGGAGGGAACAAGCAUUCAACGUUAGCUCUGAGUUAUCAAAAGUUAAUUUUGAUGAUGAAUUUUGAGAUUGUCUUUCACAGCCAAUACAAAAUAGAGUUUAAAGUGAAUCACAAUUGGGUGUUUUUAGAUGCAGAAGAAGUUUAGAGACAUGGUUCCAGAACUACUUAUAGAGGAAGAGACUGAGAAUCUACAGACUGGAGAGAGCAACUUCAGACUGAUAACAAAAGUAGGAGGCUGAGAGAUCUGUGUGCUCUGUGCCUCCAGACAGCACACUUCACACCACCAGCCAGUCUCCUUGGAGUGCAGAAGCUGAUUGGCGUUUGACGGACCAUGACACCCACAGAACUCACUAGCCUUAUUCCUGGCAUGUUUGAUGACUACAGCUAUGACUCCACUGCUUCUACAGAUGACUACAUGAAUUUGAACUUCAGCAGCUUCUUCUGUAAGAAAAACAACGUCAGGCAGUUUGCGAGCCAUUUCCUUCCACCUCUAUACUGGCUUGUGUUCAUGGUGGGCACCCUGGGUAACAGCCUGGUCAUCCUUGUCUACUGGUAUUGCACAAGAGUGAAGACCAUGACUGACAUGUUCCUUUUGAAUUUGGCCAUUGCUGAUCUGCUCUUUCUUGCCACUCUUCCCUUCUGGGCCAUUGCUGCUGGUGGUCAGUGGAUGUUCCAGACCUUCAUGUGCAAGGUUGUGAACAGCAUGUACAAGAUGAACUUCUAUAGCUGUGUGCUUCUCAUCAUGUGUAUCAGUGUGGACAGAUACAUUGCCAUUGUACAGGCCAUGAAGGCUCAGGUCUGGAGGCAGAAACGGCUGCUGUAUAGCAAGAUGGUCUGCAUUACUAUCUGGGUGAUGGCAGCUGUGCUCUGCACCCCAGAGAUCCUGUAUAGUCAAAUCAGUGGGGAAUCUGGCAUUGCCAUAUGUACCAUGGUCUACCCUAAGGAUAAGAAUGCCAAGCUAAAGUCAGCUGUCUUGAUCCUGAAGGUCACAUUGGGGUUUUUCCUCCCCUUCAUGGUCAUGGCCUUCUGCUACACCAUCAUCAUUCAUACUUUGGUACAGGCCAAGAAGUCAUCCAAGCACAAGGCCCUCAAGGUGACCAUCACUGUUCUCACUGUCUUCAUUAUGUCCCAGUUCCCCUACAAUUGCAUUCUUGUAGUGCAGGCUGUUGAUGCCUACACCAUGUUCAUCUCCAACUGCACUAUUUCUACCAAUAUUGACAUCUGCUUCCAGAUUACUCAGACUAUUGCAUUCUUCCACAGUUGUCUGAACCCGGUUCUCUAUGUUUUCGUGGGUGAGAGAUUCCGCAGGGAUCUGGUGAAGACCCUGAAGAACCUGGGAUGCAUUAGCCAGGCCCAGUGGGUUUCAUUCACAAGGAGAGAGGGUAGCUUGAAGCUUUCUUCUAUGCUACUGGAGACAACUUCAGGGGCUCUCUCCCUCUGAGAGAAUUUCUCACAGGGCAUAUGAUCUUUUUUUUUUUUUUUCUUUUUUGAAAUAAUGAGCUAUAUAGACACAACAUAGUCUAAAGAGACAGCAAAUACUAAGACAACUGGGGGUAGGGGGGCAGGAAAACCAAAACAAUCCAUCUGGGAUGAGCCUAAACAACUUUAUCAUGCUCGGUCAGAAUCUGCCAAAGUUUCCAAAACUGAUCACUCCAGAAGGGCACCAGCUGGUUUUUGGUUAUAGUAACUGCAGUUCUGAGGAGAAUACUUGAGCAGCAGUGAGGAUACCCCAGUCUUGCACAUGCUGAUCAUCAGUGCAGCUGGGUUUUGGAGCCACUGAGUUUCUUCAGUGCUCCAAAUUUCUGUUUCUUCAGAUCUGGUGCAACUUCUCUCCAGAGGUGACAGAACACUGGCUGCCACCAUAGUCCCCUUUCACCACCCCUGUCUCCCCUCCCCCCCCAAAAAAAGGUGUAUUGACAUUCACCUCAGGAUUUAUUCUCUAUAGUCCUACUGGUGAGAAGACUGUGUUUGUAUGUCUCAUUACCUACAGAUUUUUUUUUUUAAAUUUAGAAUACACUCAAACAUUAUGAGGUUGAAUGCCAUUCUAAUUGAUUUCCUUGGUCUCCUUUGAGCCAGGGAGAAAGAACCACUGUUCCUAGUUUGGAGCCAUCUGUUUGACAGGUUGGUCAGGCCAUGUACAACUGACCACAUCACACUGCCUGGAGUCUUGCUCCCAGUCCACUUCUGUGUUAAGCAGAAGAUGCCAUGUCCAAACCUGUUUCCUGAUGUGGUGAAAAUGGCCUUCACAGAAUUAAGCUGGAGAAUAUGUUUGGAUGGUGGGAACUUAGCCUUUGGGACUUCCUCAGGCAAGAGACACUUGAUGCAGGUUCUCCCAUCUUCUCCUUAGCAGUGACAUGUCCUUUCCUUCUGAGGCUCCCAGAGGGCAUCUGCCUCCCUGCUACCUCCCCUUUCCUUACUCUGUAGUCCCAACAGUUUACAACCCUUUAAUUUUAGAUUAAGAAGAAUUGGUAGGUUGGGCAUGGUAGUGUAAACCUUUAAUACCUGCACUUAGGAGGCAAAGGCAGGAUGAUCUCUGUGAGUUCAAGGCCAGCUUGGACUAAAAAUCGAGUCCAGGACGGCCAGGGCUGGUUACACAGAGAAACCUUAUCACAAAAACCAAUCAAUCGACAGACCGACCAACCAACCAAGUAAACAGACAAAGAGUUGGAGAGAUGGCUCAGUGGUUGAGAACACUGACUGCU